Messenger RNA from Culex pipiens pallens (northern house mosquito), 1196 nucleotides. Its product is annotated as prostaglandin reductase 1-like. The transcript has 2 exons. The record is from RefSeq and is a predicted model, not a curated record. Gene Ontology annotation, cellular component: cytoplasm. Gene Ontology annotation, biological process: prostaglandin metabolic process. Gene Ontology annotation, molecular function: 2-alkenal reductase [NAD(P)H] activity; 15-oxoprostaglandin 13-reductase [NAD(P)+] activity. Lineage: Eukaryota; Metazoa; Arthropoda; Insecta; Diptera; Culicidae. Bases 52 to 1050 code for a protein of 332 amino acids.
AUCAUCGUUACUUCGGUUGCAGUUCAGUUAGUCUCCAUACUCCCCGUCAAGAUGGUCAUCGUCGCUAAGAAAUGGAUAUACGCCAAGGCGUUCUCCGGUUUUCCAACCGGAGAAAAUUUCCGCCUCGAAGAGGAAACCCUCGGCGAGCUGAAGGAUAAUGAAUUCCUCGCCGAAGCGCUCUUCCUCAGCGUCGAUCCGUACAUGCGACCGUACAUGGCGCAAUAUCCGGAGGGUUCCGUCAUGAUCGGAGGGCAGGUGGCCAAGGUGGUUGCCAGUCGGAACGCGCGCUUCCCCGUGGGUUGUCACGUGCAUGGAAGCUUCGGUUGGCGCACGCACACGAUCUGCAAUCCGGACGAGGGCGAGAAACAUUGGGCGCCGUAUUUGUUGCCGGAUUUUGGACAGGAACCGCUUUCGCUGGGGGUUGGAGUGCUAGGGAUGCCGGGUUGUACGGCGUACUUUGGAUUUUUGGAGAUUUGCAGGCCGAAGGAGGGGGAGACGGUUGUGGUGAGUGGGGCGGCCGGGGCCGUUGGAAGUCUUGUUGGGCAGAUCGGGAAGAUUAAGGGAUGUAGGGUGAUUGGGAUCGCCGGGACGGAUGAGAAGUGUGCGUGGUUGAGGGAGCUCGGUUUUGACCAUGCGAUCAACUAUAAAACGGCGGACAUUGGGGCGGAACUGAAAGUGGCCGCUCCGAACGGAGUGGACUGCUACUUUGACAACGUCGGAGGCAAGACGACGGAGAUCGUGCGGGGACAGAUGAACAAUUUUGGCCGGAUCUCGGUUUGUGGAACCAUUUCGAACUACAACGCGGCACAACCGACGAUGGUGGUUGAUCCGCAGCGGGACUACGUUUGGAAGCAGCUUCGUCAGGAGGGUUUCAUGUGCUGGCGCUGGCUUGAUCGUUGGGUCGAGUGUAUCAAACAACAUCUGGUGUGGAUCAAGGAGGGGAAGCUCAAGUACCGGGAGACCUUCACCGACGGGUUCGAGCAGAUGCCGAAGGCCUUCAUCGGAAUGUUGAACGGAGAGAAUGUCGGAAAGGCGGUGGUCAAAGUUUGAUGAAGAUUUUUAUUGUCUAUUCGUACUGUUUUAAGAUCCGCGAUACGUGGAAUAUCCAAACGGAUUCAGCAGCAGCGGAAUGUGGUAGUGUUGACUGGCGUCCUUGAUGUUGAAUACAAUCUGUAAUGAAAACCCAACAACUCAAA